CGGCAUCCACAGAACAUAACCGCCAUUUUGGUCCGGCAAUUCAUUUGACAUAAACCGAAACUAUACGCCUGAAAUAAAGAAAAUGUACCUACGUAUACAGGUGGCAGCACUGUUGACGAUCAUCUACUUCAUGUACCAAUACAAGGACAUGCUGUUCAAAGUGAAGGAGGAGGAUGAGGAGCCCCGCUGCAGGCACUCGACUCGCCUGUCGAGGUCCCGCUCUAGGUCGUGUUCUAGGUCCAGAUCAAAAACCAGAGCGAGUUAUCCUAUAACUGAAAAAAAUGGCCGUCGGGGUCGACGACCGACGCGCCGAUGCCCUGACUGUAGUCUAUGUAACAUGGAACAAUAGAGCAUAGACUUGUAGCGAUUAGUACCAUUUGCAAGUGGAGCAUUGUGCCGUAUUAAAUGGAAAAUAUUAUGAUUUAAAUUUUAACGAUUGGUUAUGUACUUUUGCGAAUAUUUAUUGAAAUUAUAUUAUAUUU
Messenger RNA from Colias croceus (clouded yellow), 482 nucleotides. RefSeq lists its product as uncharacterized. Bases 83 to 349 code for a protein of 88 amino acids. The transcript is spliced from 3 exons. NCBI's taxonomy places the organism in Eukaryota, Metazoa, Arthropoda, Insecta, Lepidoptera, Pieridae. The record is from RefSeq and is a predicted model, not a curated record.